AUGCUCAAGUGGCUCUGGAAAUCACCGUCGGAUAAAGAAAGACCGCUAACGACGGAGAUCAAUUCGCCAGUUAUACUCUUAGUUGGAAAAACAGGUGCCGGCAAGAGUACGUUGGGAAAUCAUUUGUUAAGAAUCUCAGAAGAUAAAACUUUCGUCUUUGAGGUCUCCGAAAAUAAAUUUGAAUCGUGCACUAACCAAUCUAGUUACGCGGUUUACAAAAUUGGUAACAAAGAAUAUAACAUCAUCGACACACCUGGGGUUUUUGAUACCGACAGGCCAAAUGAAGAAAUCAUGACAGAAAUCGCGCGCACCGUACAAAAAUGUGCUCAUGGGAUCAAGGCCAUAUUAUUUGUUCUUGAAGCUAAAAGGUUAACGGAUGAGCAAAUAAACGUGAUCAAUGGUAUAAUUACGUUUUUCGGAGAAAAGGCCUUUCUAUACAUGAUUACUGUCUUCUCGUUUUGUGACAAGAAAGAAACAACAAACACUAAAAAUUUUGAAAUGUCUUGGAAUGAUAAGGUUCGCAUGCUCGUCAAUCGUAUGGGUAAUCGGUGGGCCAUUUCUCCGAAUUCAGACAUCUUUCCCCCUGGUCAACAAAUACAUAAAGAAUGUUUAAAAAAUUUAGAAAAUAUUAUUUAUAACCUAAAUGGAAUAUAUACAAAUGAAUUGCUCGAAGAGACACGAAAGAAGCAAGAAGAACUUGCGCGGAUUGCAAGGGAGAAACAAGAAAAGAGGCAGAGAGAAUAUGAUGAGAUUAAAAGAAAAGAAGGUAAAGCAAUAGCAGAAGCAGAAUACUCAAAAAAGAAGGCAGAAGAUGAUGAAAUUGUACGUAUUGAAAAUGAAAAACAGCUUAAAAUACUUGAGAAUAAAUUAGUUAAGCUUGAAACAGGAAGAAUCAUUCGAAUGUCAGAACUUCAAGUAGGAGAUCGAGUGUUGUCAAACAUCAGAAAUGGUAUUGAAGAGUUUUCAGAUGUUUACCUUAUCGCUCACAUUGGUAAACUCGAUUAUGAAGAAAAAUUUACCAAGAUAAGCUUCACCAAACCAAACGGCUAUAAAGAUCAAUUACGGCUCACAACCACUCAUUCUCAUUAUGUCUUCAUUGAAAAUUUAUCCAUCAUGUUUGCCAAAGAUUUACAUCCAGGAAAAACCAAGAUUUUAGUAUCUGAUGGUAAUAAUAAACUUGUUCCGGUCAUUGUGGAUGAUAUAACGAAUGAAUGGCACGAUGAAUAUAUUAGUUUUUACACUAGGGCAGGAUCAGUUAUCGCCGAAGGCGUAUUAAGUUCUUGUUACGACGAUUGCCCUCCUUCUCAGUCGCUCAUGUACCUUGUUUUUUUACCAGUACGCUGGUGGACCUUUUUCAAACCAAGCACGCAUCGCGAAAGCCGCCUUCAUCCCUAUGUUCAGUUCUUGGAAACGGCAUAUUUUUCUUUUAUCAAUUUAUUUGUGCAAUAA
Funneliformis caledonium is the source of this 1449-nucleotide messenger RNA. Lineage: Eukaryota; Fungi; Glomeromycota; Glomeromycetes; Glomerales; Glomeraceae. The record is from the annotation of a GenBank genome assembly.